Molecule: messenger RNA, 1400 nt
Organism: Pyrus x bretschneideri (Chinese white pear)
Lineage: Eukaryota; Viridiplantae; Streptophyta; Magnoliopsida; Rosales; Rosaceae
Product: pectinesterase inhibitor 10-like
Exons: 1
Coding region: 200-1060 (286 amino acids)
Biological process (GO): negative regulation of catalytic activity
Molecular function (GO): enzyme inhibitor activity
Source: RefSeq, a predicted model, not a curated record
CCUAAUUUGAAAGCCAAAACUGUGAAUACAAAAAAUGUGUCAAGUUAAAUUCCAUUGAUAGCCAAACAAUCCGCAAACUAAGGCAUUAUUCACCAAACACACACAAUGGUUAUUAUCUUGUUUCAAAAGCCUCCCAUUCUUUCAUUUUCUUCUCUUCUAGUUCCUUCCACCAACCCUGCAAACAAAUUCAGAAACAAAAAUGGAUCCAAGGUGCUAUACUCAAACGCCUCUCAUCAUCUUAUUCUUCUUCAUUUUCGGCUUUAACUCCGCGCACGCUGUAUGCAAGCCCCGGGAUUUGAAACUGAGGUACCUAACUAUUCCCUCUCCAUCACCAAGUUCUCCUAACUCGCAGGCUUCCGUGCCUCCUAGUAAGCCACAUCCGGGUCAAGUCUUCCCUUCGUCGCGGCCAGCAGGCCCUCCACCAACCCGUAGUCCUACUCCGGCCCCAACUCCCUCCCCAAACCCUCCUUCACAGGCUCCACAAGCAUCACCCCCUGCUGGCAAUUCAAUUUCUCCAUCUUCCUCCUCAUCCUUUCUUCGCCGUUCUUCUGACAGCCCACGCGGAAACCUCUUUGCGCAGCCUUUUGUUCUCAACACGGCCUCAUCAUCAACCCCACCUAACCCGGCGAUCCAAGAACUAUGCAAAAACACCGACUACCCUGAUCUUUGCAUCUUAUCCCUGACACCUUUCCAACCACCCAAGGUUGACCCCGUAUCCGCUCUUGGGAUGACAAUCAAGGCUUGCACCGCACACGCCCAGAUGUCUCUAGCCGCAGCCUCAAAACUUGUGACGAUGCCUAACACUGCACGUGGAACGAUUGCUGCGCUCAGUGAUUGCAAGGACUUGUACUCUGAUGCCUUGGACGGCCUUCAGAGCGCCAUUGAUGCAAUCCAGAGCCGCGACAUUGGCACGAUUAAUAGCAUGCUUAGCGGGGUGGUGACCGAUGCUGUGACGUGUGGGGAUGGGUUUGAAGGAGAGCAAUCUCCGCUGGGUGAUUACGAUGACAAACUUCGUAAAAUGGCCAGCAAUUGCCUUGCCAUUGCUUCCUUGAUUAAGUGAUGAUCAAUUGAUCAUGAUCUCUCUCUCUCUCUCUCUCUAUAUAUAUAUAUAUAUAUCUCUUCAGUUCCUUCCAAUUUGUUUUGUGCUGUUUCUUGUUGUACAAGAAAAACAUUACAUAGCUAGCAAAUUGAUAAGAGUAGAGAUGUAGGAGUAUAUAAAUUAAAGCUUACAUUUUUGUACCGUAGCAUGUAUUAUUUGUCUUUAUUUUUUGAGAAGCAUUACACCUAGCCUAUAGGAUUUACUUGUAUAUAUGCUAUUAUGCAAAUUCACUUUAAUCUGUAUCACAUUCGUUUGGGGGUAGGGAUUUGAAACUCGAAAGAAUGUGUUUGAAUAGGGGAUC